AUGGCUGAAAAGGAAACGUUCAACCUCACGAAAUAUGGUGUGUCAUUUAUGUUGGAAUCGCAAGAUUUAAUGGAAUUCAUUGAGGGUACGGACAUACAGCCUGUCAAGGAGACAGCAUUAAAAGACUGGAAAGAAUGGAAGAAGCGUCAGUCGAAGACAUCUGUAAUUUUACUAAGCUCAGUAGAUCAGUCACUGCAUAUUAAUUUGGUAAAUUGUAUGACGCCUAAGGACAUAUGGAAUAAGCUGCACUUGCUGUAUGGAGAUAUGACCGAGGAUGCGAAACAGUGUUGUUGGCAACAAUUCUUUGAAUUUCGCAUAAAUGAUGCUGAGCAGAGGAAAGAUAAUCUUAUUGCUAGGAUUAUUCGUGAAGAUAAACGAUUGAAUACUGCGGAGGAAGAGGCAUCAUCACUCGCAUUACAAGUGAUAAGUAUGCAGUUAAAACAUGAGAAACAAUUGAAAACGGACAAUUGCAAACAAGGUAAGAAGAAAAAGACUACUGUCAACAAAGUAGAGGAACUUAAGAAGAAAUAUCCGUGCAAUCACCCCGUGCGAUGGGUCACUGGUAUCGAGAGUGACAGUCGUAUUCGUAGUCGCUCGAAUUGGUUCAAUUCCUAUUCCAACGUCUACGACCACAAUAUGUCGCAGAUAUUAGAUUUGACUAAUUGGGAAAAUAGAAAAGGAGAGAUAAUUGAAGAAAAUUCAGAUCAAGUAGCAACAACCGUCUUGGAAGAUAUUUAUAAUAUUGACAAUAAAAUUCAAGAUGACUUGGACUUGAUUGCGCUCGUUGAAGGCAAUCCUAAACUUUAUGCUAAAGGAAAAGCGGGUUACAAGAAUGUACAAGAAAAAGAAAUAGCAUGGGUUUUUAUUGGCAAAGCUCUAAAACAUUCAUUAAGUGAUCAGAUGCGAAACAGAUGGGAUACGUUGCGAAAUCUCUAUAGUCGCGCAAGACGAGAAAUAUUGGCAUUAACAGAACAACAAGGGCGGUCAGGUUCAGGAAGAGAUAAUAUCUCAUAUGAAAACUUGUUGCCACCACAAAGCAUGGCUAUUCAUCGUUUCAUGGGUCAUCUAUAUGUUCCACGAAAGACACUCUCCAAUUAUACCAAAUCUAUGUCAUCUGCAUCAUGCCCUUCGUCUGGUUCUAAAUACAUACUUCCCCCCAGGUCUCUCUCCAAAUCGUUAUUGACAAAGUCCACGACUAUCUAUUUCAGAUUCAGAAGAAUCGACAACAUCAUUAAAGGGUUCGCCAGUAUACUCUCCUAUUUCAUAGUACCUACUUCAGAUAUCAAAAAAAGAAAGAAAACAGAUUUUGAAAUAGAUUCUAUGAUUAAAGGAUCAUCACAAACAAUAGCUGCAACUUGCUUAGUUUUGCCAACAUUCCUGAAUGCAACUUCUAAGGCAGACACAGAAGAAGAUAAAAGUUUAAUAACGUUCUUGUCACGUGGGUUAAAACAUGUGCCUGUACAACAGAAAAUAAGAUGCAUGAUCAAAAUAUUAGAGGUAUUAGAAUCAUUUCAACAGAACUGAAUAACAAGACU
Molecule: messenger RNA, 1535 nt
Organism: Formica exsecta
Lineage: Eukaryota; Metazoa; Arthropoda; Insecta; Hymenoptera; Formicidae
Exons: 7
Coding region: 1-1524 (507 amino acids)
Source: RefSeq, a predicted model, not a curated record